Messenger RNA from Metopolophium dirhodum (rose-grain aphid), 2186 nucleotides. RefSeq names its product GDP-fucose protein O-fucosyltransferase 1. The coding region runs from base 344 to 1498 and encodes 384 amino acids. Gene Ontology annotation, biological process: protein O-linked glycosylation via fucose; Notch signaling pathway. The record is from RefSeq and is a predicted model, not a curated record. Gene Ontology annotation, molecular function: peptide-O-fucosyltransferase activity. The transcript has a single exon. Lineage: Eukaryota; Metazoa; Arthropoda; Insecta; Hemiptera; Aphididae.
UUUCGAAAAUUUGUAAACCGACUUUAUAACGGGCUAUUAAAUUUCUACAUACCUAGAUAUUAAUUAAUAUUUUUGUAAUUUGCGGUUAAUAAUAUUGCCAAUAGUUAUUAAUUCGUUAUAAAUUAUAUUACAAUUAUUUAUUAUUCAUAGAAUAGGUCCAUAAUAUUUUAUCACUUAAACACUUUUUGAUAAAUAAUAUUAAUUAUAACAUGUACUUACAUUUUUCAAUUGUAAGCUAAGUAAGUUCAUUACCUGUAUUCUUUUGUAAUUUGAAUGUAAUGUAGUAUAUUUUUUUAAUCUAGUUGUCUGUUUAAGUUCUCUUCACUCAUAAUUUCAAUCAAACAUGAGUACCGAUAAUCUGUUAUAUCUAUUAUUUGGUUUUUUGUAUUUUUCGGAUUUUGCGAAUUAUGCAUUUACCCAAGAUCCUUCUGGUUACAUAGCCUACUGCCCGUGUAUGGGUCGUUUUGGAAACCAAGCCGACCACUUUCUGGGAGCCAUUGGUUUUGCCAAAGCUUUAAAUCGCACGCUUUUGUUACCUCAUUGGAUUGAAUACCGGUAUGGCCAGCAAAAGUCUGUACAAAUUCCGUUUGAUACAUACUUCAAAGUAGAUCCGCUUUUAGAGUAUCACAGAGUCGAGUUAAUGAAUGACUUUAUGACUAAAUAUUCAAAUAAUUUAUGGCCGUCAGCUAGUCGAACAUCAUUUUGUUAUAUGCAAAGAGGCGAGUCGGAAGGAUGUAAUGCCAAAGCAGGGAAUCCUUUUGAAUCAUUUUGGGAUACAUAUGGCGUUGAUUUUUCAUCUUCUGAAUUUUAUGCCCCCCUAAACUACGAUGUUUACCAUCACGAUAUGAUAUCAAAAUGGCACGAGAAGUAUCCACCAUCCGAAUGGCCGGUGCUGGCAUUUGUUGGCGCUCCAGCAAGUUUUCCAAUUCAAAAAGAAAAUGUUGGGAUUCAUAAGUAUUUAAAAUGGAAUGACGAAAUAGAUAAGUUGGCAAACUCUUUUAUAAAUAACAGAAUUAAGCCUGGCAAAUUUAUUGGCAUUCACUUGCGCAAUGGUAUUGAUUGGGUCAGGGCUUGCGAACAUAUCACCAAGAACUCUUUGUUGUUCUCAGCUCCACAGUGCUUAGGCUACAGAAAUGAAUAUGGAAAAGCAACAGAAGAAUUAUGCUAUCCAACGUUUGAAACAGUUGUGAAACAACUCAAAAGACUUAUUCGGAAAUAUGGUAAAGACAUAAGUACGGUGUUUGUUGCAUCCGAUAACAAUCAUCUAAUCCCUGAACUUUCACAUGCAUUAUCAAGUUUUGAUCUGAAAACUGUAAAAUACGAUAGGGAUAAUCCGCACGUAGAUCUUGCAAUAUUGGGCAAGGCGGAUUAUUUUAUUGGCAAUUGUAUAUCUUCAUUCAGUGCUUUUGUUAAACGCGAGCGAGAUUCAAACGGUCUACCUAAUGAAUUUUGGGCAUUUCCUGUUAAUCAAAAAAAUAAUCAAAAGGAUGAAUUGUGAGUAAAAAAGAUUUGUUAACAUACUUAGGUAUUUCAAUGUAUUUUUGAAAAAAUAUUUAUGAAUUUUUUUGUGUACCUGUAGUAGGUACCACCUAUCUUACUUUUAUAUUCUGAUGUUUUAUACUUUUGUAUUUCCUGAGAUGACAAGGGUUUACCUAUAACUUGUAAUAUUUAAAAUUCUUAAUUUGAUUUUUAUGUAACAACUUACAAGACAGAUACAGGUAUACCGGUCAUAAGCUAAAGCAAUAUAUUAUUUUCUUAAUAAUAACUACCUCUCAUAUUUGUCUUGUCUAUGGAAUUUCUAAUUUCUAAAUAGUUUAGGUAUAUUUUUAAUUAUGUAAAAAUAUAAUUACACUAUUUUUAUACUUUGUGUACAAUCAGAUGUUUUUUUAAAAAUAAUUGCGAUUAAGCAUAUAUUUAUGUAUAAAAAUGAAUUAUCAUUUUACUCUGUCCCACGAGAGAACAUGCCUCUGACCAAAAUUGGUUUUCCUGCGCGUUAUCACGUGACACCCUGCCAUAAGGGAACCGGUUUUGACAGCAGAACGACGUGGGAGGAAUACGCAGAACCGACAUGUUCUCUCAUGGGACAGAGUUUAGGUACUUUCUUUUCUAAUAUAUUUUUAUUGAAUGUAAUUUUUGUAUAUAUAUUUUUUUGAACCCAUAUUAUAUUAAAUAUUUUUUAUUCUGUA